AUGACGCACCCAAACGACGCACUCGCCUUUGCUGGUUUCGCAGGCUGUGCCUCUGACCGCGAAUUCCACUGGCACCUCGGCUCUGACACCCCUUCCCAGUGGAAUCGUUGGCCAGGUCUCGCUAGUUGGAUAUGGCACCCAGACCCAGACUGCUCCGUUCGUCCCCUCGACGGCCCUGAUAUCGUCAGGGAUCUGGUCAUGGGCGGGGGGUGGUUGAUUCUAGGCGAUUCUAUUUCCGAGGGUCACUUUUUCUCUCUAUCGUGUACACUAUUCCCCCACGUUAUCGCAACUCCAAAUUAUACACAAAAUCCCUACUUCGACCGCGCAUGGCCUCAACACCUCUACCUCUCUCCCUCCUCCCCGCUCAUCCCCCUCCUCCAAAAGGAAGGCUUUCCACCUGGGUACAGCAUCGCCGACACCCCGCUCGUCACCUUCCGCAGGGUCGAUUUGUUGAUGAGCCAGGAAGAGCUAAAUGAACUGUACGUUGACGAGUGGCUGGAGCGCGAGGACGGCGAGGCGUUGGGGGACUCGGAAACCGUGGAGAUGUCACCCGAAGGCGAGGAGAACCCCUACGCCCCUCUCUUCUCAACCGAACAGGCAUGGUCCCUCUCCCCCUCCGAAUACCUCCCCCUCUUCCUCUCCCCCUCCUCUCCCCCCUCCCACCUCCACUACUCCACCCUCAUCCUCUCCACCGCCGGUCACUGGACCACCACGCUCCUCCAUGCAUUCCGCGACGAAUCACUGGGCGACGACGCGGGGUAUGGCAUUGCUGGCGUCUUGGGGUUCUUUGAGCGCGCGAUGGCCGUGUGGGCGGGCAGGGUGCAGGAGGCUGUGGAUGAGUAUAAUCGGGGCAAGUCUCUCAUCUUCGUUCUUUUUUCAAAUUCAUCUCUUCAAUCCACCAAACCCACCUCCCGCCGUCCCAAAACGGUCGUCGUCCGCGCCUACUUGCCGGGCCACGAAGACUGCCACGACCAGCGCGAGCCGUGGACGGAGGUGCUGCCGUACAGGUGGAAGUGGUAUAACUGGCCUUGGGUGGGCGAGUUUAAUAGGGUGUUUGAGAAUAUAUUGUCGUCGCCGUCUUACCCCGAUAUCCAUUUUUUGCCGAUCGAUAGGCCGGCGCGGUUGAGGCCUGAUGCUCACGCGACUGGCGACUGUUUGCAUAUCAUUGCGGGCCCUGGGGUGUUGGAGGGCUGGACGCAUUAUAUGUGGCAUUAUGUGACGAGGGAGGUGGGGGCUUGGGUGAGGUGAGGAGGAGGUGCUGCUGUGAGGGGUCCGAGAUGAUUGAUGGAAGGGGGAUUGGAAGGGAGGGACGGAAUUGGUACCCUCCGCACGUCACCGCUCACUCACUUUAUACACUCUGCCGUCUUCCCCACCCUCCGAAGGUCUUCGCUUCCUUUUAUUGGCCCUUUUUUUUUUUUUUCCCAGGCGCUUUCAAUCCUUCAAGUUCACUCCACCCGUUCCCGAAGGCACGCAAUGCAUCUUCGUCAUCGUCAUCGUCACCACCGACAUUCCAGCCACAGCAACUUGCUAUUGGAGAAGCCAUGAGUAUAUAUAUAUACCCAACUAUAUACAAUACCACACGAUACCCACACCCACACCCACACGAUUAUCUACGCUCGCUUGACUUGAUGCAUAAAACUUGGCCGGGAGGGACAGGGACUGGGACAUGGGCAUGGACUAUUAGUCAUAGUAGCAGCAGCAAUGCGGUAGUAGUAGGAGGGGGAGGAGAGGAGGAAGGGGGGG
Molecule: messenger RNA, 1743 nt
Organism: Serpula lacrymans var. lacrymans S7.9
Lineage: Eukaryota; Fungi; Basidiomycota; Agaricomycetes; Boletales; Serpulaceae
Exons: 5
Coding region: 1-1248 (415 amino acids)
Source: RefSeq, a predicted model, not a curated record